AUGCGCAUAGCGAUGGAGCUCUUGUGCGCGGCCGCGGAUGCCAACAUUCUGGAGAUUGGUCGAUCGAUGGCACGGAUGACCCUGGCGGCGGUGAUGGCCACAAUCUCAGCCGAUUGUCCGUACCUCAGGGGUGAUGACUCCUGGACAUUGUUCUUCCGACCUGCAACUCUCUGGCACUUCGUGUCCAUAGCACACGACACUGCCGAGCGCAUCCCACUGGCAGAAGGAGCAGGAGCAAAGGAACGCGCCGACUCUCAGAAGCUUGCCCGUAGCUGGUUUUCCACGGCCUGGGCGAGGGCCUCGGAACGCAGCUCCCUGAAAUGGGAUGGGCCCGAGCUGGCGGUGUGUCCGGUGCAGCUGGAGCAUGGAGCCACGCUCAACUGCCAUGGCCUGGCACUGUCCUCAGCCAACCGCUAUGUGCAGAUCCGGCGGGGCUUUCUGAGAUCCUGCAUGAGCGCGCUGAGAUACGGCUUCGAGGCGACGGGGCAACGCGCGGGAUGCAAACGGCGAACCCUGGUCAUGCUGCCCCACGCAGACCUGGUGGGCCACCUGAUCAAUGGUGUGCAGUGGUUCCUGGCGCUGGUGAGGGCCAUUUUCCAGGAUCAGAGAUCGCGAUCCAACGUCACGUUGGCGGUGAUCGAUCAUGGAUGGAUUUCUGAAGGAUUGGGUCCGGCGCGCUUCGCCACCUCCCACUACGAGUCGCGAGCCAAGCCGGGGCUUUUUUUGAAGUUGCUCCAGGAUCUGUCUGACGAGCCGGUGCUGUUCUUGAGCCAGUUGGUGCAGGACGCGGGGGCGUCCUGCACGUCGGUGUGUUUCACGCGGGCCGUAUGGGGCUUCCCGCAGCUUCACGCACACUCGCUGGAGCACCUGGAGCAUCGGCCGGGCGUGGCAGUCUAUAAAGAGGCCAUGCUGUUCUGGAAGGGUGCCAGCGUUUCACUCCAGCGAGCUUUGUCGACUGACCAGUUCCGACCUCGACCGGGGCUUCGCUUAAGCCCACGCUCUGCGGGCGCAGCGGGGUCGGGCCCCGUCCUGCGGAUUCUGCUCAUUCAGCGCGUGAACACCCGGAGACUGGCAGACCUGGACGGCCUCAUCGAUCAGCUUGAGUCCGACAUCCUGGACCACGGCUUCGUGCCGCGCGUGGUCGUUGCAGGGGAGAAUGGGACGUCGGCGUGGCAGCAGCUGCCAGCGCUGGAUCAGAUCGCCCUCGCUCGUCAGGCCGACAUCAUGAUUGGCCCGAGUGGCAACGAGCUGGGGCUCGGAGCCUUCAUGCGGGAGGAAACCUGGCUGGUCGAGCUGAUGCCUCAGGCUGUGGUCGAUCCAUCGAAGAGGACACAGCCCUUGGUGCGUUAUGAGGUCACAAACUGCGUGGAGCAUGUCAAUGGUAAUCCUGGGAGUCUUGUGGGUCACGUGGCCGUCCGCGCCCACUUGUACCACCUGUGCAUGAACGUGAACAGAGGUCGCAUCUUCGAGGUCCAGGAGCUGGAGAGUCCCCACUGGCGAUUCACUCCGAGGCUUCACGUUGACUUGAACGCCUUCAGGGAAAUGAUGGCCCUGCCACUGAGCGUGAUUCAGGCCGGCGUGGGAUAUCUGGCCCACAACCGCAAGCAGGUUUGCCCGGAGUUCGGUUGCGGAGUUCUGGCAGAGACUUCAGCUCGUGAUGAGGCUCUGCUCGUUCGCAAGGUGACCUCCAUCUGGAUCGCCGUGGAGAGGCCCGGCGGUGUCGACUGGUCCCUAGACGAGGUCUCUCCCAAGAUGGACAGCUCUCCUUUCAAGGAUGGCACGCUGGUCGUGGUCUGCUGUGCCAACGAGUCGCUGAACCCAAACCUCAAUGGGCUUCUGCCAGCGCCUGCCAAGCUGCACACGCGGCUCAGCGACGCCGCCCAGUCCUUGAAGAUGUGGAAGUCAGCGAAGUCGCGCAUGAUGGCCACGAUGGCCUUGAGCCGCGCGGCCUCCGUCUUCGGCAAGCGGAACUCGGAUCGGAGUGACGAAUCCUCACUUUGGGACCGAUCGACGCAGUCGGACCAUCAGGCCAUUGCGGGGCAGUCCGCCCGCGAAACCUCGGGUACGGGCUCGCUUACGUUGAAGUCCGCCAUCAAGAAAGAUGCGGCCAAGAAGAAGCUCCGCUUCGACAUCGAAGGUGCCGAAGCAGAGCUGCCUCUUACGGACCUCCUGCCGCCAGUCAGUGCCGACCCGGAAGCGGCAGACUUUAACAAGCCGAAGACGCCGUGGCUUCUGCAGCACCCAACGGACGCGGAGCCUUUGGGGGACAACGCGAUGAGCCGAGGGACCCAAACCGAGCCGAUGGCCAAGGCAACCUCCCGGCGUUGCUGCAGAUGCGGGCCCUGUGGCACAUGGGUGGACGAGGACGAGGAGACGGAGGUGUGGCUUACCACGUGA
This is a messenger RNA of Symbiodinium natans, 2397 nucleotides long. The record is from the annotation of a GenBank genome assembly. Lineage: Eukaryota; Dinophyceae; Suessiales; Symbiodiniaceae.